AUGAUAUCCGGCGGAAGUUUCGACGAUUGGAGCGAAGCAUUCCUCGAAACAAACGACGAGGUAAAUGGUCCAAUUCUCAUUUCCACUCUCUUCCUCCCCAAAACCUCCGUCGAAGGAAUCAACGCCACGUCGCGGCUCGUUGCUUCUUACCACAUUGUUCCACAUUGCCUUAACUUCUCCGACAUAAGCCUCAUGAAGCCUUUCUCUCGUCUCCCUACACUUCUCUCUGGAAACUCCAUAGUCAUCACCAACAAUUCAGCUUCAGGCUUUACACUUGAUGGUGUUCUAAUCUCCGAGCCAGAUUUAUUUGUUUCUCCAUCGAUAGUUAUUCAUCGAAUCGCUUCUCCGUUUAACUUUUCUCGUUAUGGCAACGCUAUAUAG
Messenger RNA from Arabis nemorensis, 381 nucleotides. NCBI's taxonomy places the organism in Eukaryota, Viridiplantae, Streptophyta, Magnoliopsida, Brassicales, Brassicaceae. The record is from the annotation of a GenBank genome assembly.